Messenger RNA from Odocoileus virginianus texanus, 2120 nucleotides. NCBI's taxonomy places the organism in Eukaryota, Metazoa, Chordata, Mammalia, Artiodactyla, Cervidae. The record is from RefSeq and is a predicted model, not a curated record.
AGAGGCUGAGGCCGGUGGCGCACGCCGUUGCCCACUGGGCUCUUCCGCGCACGAUCUUCCCCUCUGCCUCCGCGCCCGGGUCCCGGCCGGGCCCGCAGUACUCAAGAAUGACCAAAAAAAGAAAGCGCCAAGAUGAUUUUCAGAAAGUAAAACUAAAAGUUGGUAAGAAGAAGCCCAGGUCAGAAAAUGCUACCCUUACAAACUUUAAAACGAAGACUAUACAUCUUCCUGAGCAGCUCAAAGAGGAUGUAACACUUCCGACAAACAAUAGGAAACUUAACAUAAAGGAUUUGCUGUCACAGAUGCAUCACUACAAUGCUGGGGUUAAACAAAGUGCUCUUCUUGGACUUAAAGACCUUUUGUCUCAGUACCCAUAUAUAAUUGAUGCACACCUUUCAAACAUAUUAAGUGAAGUGACUGCUGUGUUUACAGAUAAAGAUGCUAAUGUACGAUUAGCAGCAGUUCAACUUCUUCAAUUCCUGGCCCCCCAAAUACGAGCUGAACAAAUUUCUCCAUUUUUUCCCUUGGCCCUGACAGAUGGAUCCAGUAGGUUGAGAGAAAGUGAAGGACUUCAGGAACAAAAAGAAAAUCCCCAUGCCACUAGCAACUCCAUUUUUAUCAACUGGAAGGAACAUGCCAACGACCAGCAGCACAUCCAGGUUUAUGAAAAUGGGGGUUCACAGCCAAAUGUCAGUUCACAGUUCAGGCUACGGUGUCUGGUUGGAGGACUAGGCACGGUGGAUGAAGGCCUGUCAUCUACUGAAAACUUGAAAGGAUUUAUUGAGAUCAUAAUUCCACUGCUGAUUGAGUGCUGGAUUGAAGCUGUGCCUCCGCAGCUGGCGGCUUCUGUUGGAAGUGGUGUAGAACGAGAGCCUCUGCAGGUUAUGCAGCAAGUUCUUAACAUUAUUUCCCUUUUGUGGAAACUCUGUAAACAGCAUGAUGAAACUCAUAAAUUGGAGUCAUGGCUUCGAAAGAAUUACCUUAUUGAUUUCAAACACCAUUUUAUGAGUAAUUUUCCAUAUGCCUUAAAAGAAAUAACCAAGCAAAAAAGGAAAGAGACAAAUAAAAGCAUCAAGCAUUGCACGAUUCUCUCGAAUAAUGUAGAUCACCUUUUACUGAAUUUAACACUGUCUGAUAUCAUGGUCUCCCUGGCAAAUGCCUCAACUUUGCAGAAGGAUUCCAGUUGGAUAGAAAGGAUAAGGAAAUUUGUAACAGAAACCCUUGAAGAUGGGUGUAGGCUAAACAGUAAGCAGCUGAACAGAUUGCUUGGCGUCUCCUGGAGGUUAAUGCAGAUGCAGUCAAACAGAGAGGCUACAGAGUCUCUCAUAAAGGCAGUUUAUACAUUGUAUCAGCAGAGAGGCCUUCUCCUUCCAGUUCGGACUUUGUUACUGAAGUUUUUCAGUAAAAUCUAUCAAAGAGAAGAACUGAGAUCUUACAGAAUCCGGUACCGUAGUAAAGUGUUAUCACGUUGGUUGGCUGGUUUACCACUGCAGCUUGCUCAUCUCGGCUCCCGAAAUCCUGAGCUUUCAACACAGCUUAUUGACAUCAUCCACACUGCUGCAGCCCGAGCAAAUAAAGAGCUUCUCAAAAGUUUACAAGUUACUGCUCUCCGAAUCUAUGAUCCACAAGAAGGCACGGUGGUGGUUCUCCCAGCAGAGUCUCAGCAGCUUUUGGUCCAGCUUGUGUAUUUUCUACCCAGUCUGCCUGCUGACUUGCUUUCUCGGUUAAGCCGCUGCUGUAUUAUGGGAAGACUCAGUGCAAGUUUGGCUGCCAUGCUUAUCGGGAUCCUGCACAUGAGAUCAUCAUUUUCUGGAUGGAAGUCUUCAGUGAAAGAAUGGAAUGGAAGUGUUCAGUUAAACAUCAGUAAUGAGGACUAUUUCAGCUUCUUAUUUUCAACACUUGCAGGGUUUUCGAAGGAGGAGCUGACCUGGCUCCAGAGCCUCCGAGGAGUGCCCCAUGUCGUCCAGACGCAGCUUUCGCCCGUGCUGCUCUACCUCACUGACCUGGACCAGUUCUCACACCACUGGGACGUGACAGAGACGGUCUGUCACAGUUUCCUGGUCGUCCCCGUCCGAAGCCAGAGCUUUGACGUCCUGCAGAGUGCCAUCAGUAAGCAUUUG